GCGUUGGGGUUGAAAGUGGGACAGAGCACCCUUCUGGUUAUUGACUUAUUUAUUGGAUAAAGAGUAGAGCCAAUGCGAACAGUUUCUUCCGUCAACCGGAUUUCACUUCUUCCACUUUGAGUUGUUUCUUUUUCCUGUAAACACACAGCCUCAAAAGGUCUAUUGUUGCAAUGGAGACACAGCUUUCAUGGCGAGUGAGAUUAUCCUUCAAGAACGCUACUAUUUUCAUUACUGUUAUGAAUGUAAUCGCUUCUCUUUUCAUGCUUCACUUCUUUCUGUCGUCGCGUAACAACCUCUCCUCUAAUCAACUCAGUUCAGUUCAGCUCAAGUACAUCAAAGAAUCAGAAGAAAUUCGCCUUGCUAUGCAACCGCUGGAGCUUAUAAAAAGAGUGAGGGAAAUUCAGCAAGAAGUAAACACAGAACCCAAAAAUGCUCAACAGAAAGAUGCAAAGCAGACAGCAGCAGUUGAUCUUUCUAAUAGGUUGAAGGAUCUACAUUCUGCCAAUGAUGCUGCCAACUUAAAAGCUUUAGAAGAAUGGCGGAAACGAAAAAUGGAGCGAGCCAGGCAACGUCAGCUGGAAAAAAAUGCUACUACCACCUCUCAAGCAUGAGUCACAUUCUGCCCCAGAUAAGUGAUGCUGUUAAUAAUUGUAGCAUCAAAAGCUCGGAAGACUGCUUUGAGCAUACUUUAAAAUUUAAAGUUCUCAUUCACAUGUUUAUGCAAUAUUUUAGGACGCUUUUUGCUUUUAGCCAUAGAAUAUAACAGUUAUCUUAAUUACAGAACAGUAAUAAAACCAAAACAAAACAGAACAAAAUUAGGAGUCAA
Messenger RNA from Mangifera indica (mango), 826 nucleotides. RefSeq lists its product as uncharacterized. NCBI's taxonomy places the organism in Eukaryota, Viridiplantae, Streptophyta, Magnoliopsida, Sapindales, Anacardiaceae. The transcript is spliced from 4 exons. The coding region runs from base 171 to 611 and encodes 146 amino acids. The record is from RefSeq and is a predicted model, not a curated record.